GCAUGCAAGGCCCCCCCUCCCCUUGACCAGAACGGGCUAUGCUUGAUAACAAAUCUCUGAGAAAGCAGGAUACAAAGAUCAUAACGCUCCCGGCCAGCAAUGGGCGGGGGUGUUGUUGCCGCUUCUGCCCUGCGUUACCCAAGGUAUUGUACUCCGUAUAGUCAACGUGAUAUCAGUACGGAUACCGGGCGAACCGUGCCAACUGCCAAUCACCUUCAGACAAUAGACACAUGCCCCAGUAGUGGUGCACAGGGACUGCCAAUACGGAGAAGGGACAUGGGGGAUUUGGCAAACGCCCGCGGAAAAAUACACCGCCCGCCUAACCCCCCCUCUCUUCCGGGCCAAACUUCUCAACCCCGGCUCUUUGAGGCCCAUGGCUGGCUUCGAACAAGGACGGAUAGAAGCCCGGGUAUGCAAUCAUGUGCGGCGGGUGUGUCUGCUCCAACGACUCGGCUCAUCGUAUCCGAUUGUACCAGUGCGCAGACAAUAUGUACCUCACUGCCUUCGUCUUUCAAGUGGCCGACGAUGGUCUCUUCAGCACGCGAUAGAGAUCUUUGGUUUGGUAAAGGGAUGCUAUGUACCUCGAAACGGACUUGGUGCUUACGUCCAACUGACAAUCCUGAGCUUCGUCCACCCCCCUCAGCCCCGGGAAAGCUCUCUUUUCCCCUCAGCACAUUCUUAGGCGUGUAAUUCGGCCCCCGCAGCUGACCAUUGCAACAGUGUACAGUAAGCAGCUCAA
Molecule: messenger RNA, 739 nt
Organism: Colletotrichum navitas
Lineage: Eukaryota; Fungi; Ascomycota; Sordariomycetes; Glomerellales; Glomerellaceae
Exons: 2
Coding region: 100-690 (196 amino acids)
Source: RefSeq, a predicted model, not a curated record